AUGUGGGCUAAAAACUUUGAAAAGCCUAAACCCAUAGCAUUCACAUUCAAAGAUAUAGAAUUGGCCACCAACGAUUUCGCAGCUGAAAUUCUGAUAGUAGAAACUAGUACUUCAAAGGUUUACAAAGUGCAAUGUUUGAAAUCAGAAGAGAAUGAAGAAGUGGAGCUUAUCAAUGUACUGGUACAUGUUCUUAAGUACACUAUUACAGAAGGAAAUGCGAGUAGUAUGCCUGAUGUAAUGGUCCCUUUGUUGUCAAAGUAUAGAAAUAUAAUUUCUAUUGUUGGCAUUCUUAGGGAAAUGGAGAAUGAAGAGGUUAAGAUUAAAAUGAUCAUCACCAAGAAUGAGGCCAAUGGAACUUUAGAUAAACAUUUAAGUAGCCAAACCCUCAGCUGGAUCCAAAGAUUGUGGAUAUGUCUUAGUAUUGCACAGGCAAUACGAUACAUUCAUCAACAUUUUAGUUAUAUAUGUGUUAUACAUGGUAACAUCAAAAGUUCCAGAAUAUUAUUAGAUGAUAGAUGGGAACCCAUAUUAUUUGGUUUUGAUUGCUCCAUUUUUGUCGCAUCAAAUGUGCCACUUGCACGAAUAAGUAACUAUAGAGGUGCAUUAGAGUACAAGGAUCCAGCAUUUGAGAAGACAGGGGGCAUAAGUUUCAAGUCAGACGUUUUCUCGUUUGGGGUGGUUUUGUUUGAAAUCUUGUUUGGGCAGAAAGCAUCUAUUCAGAAUUAUAAUCAAUGGUAUUUUGCUGAUUUGGCAAGACACCAUUACGAGGAGAAAACAUUGGAGAAAAUGAUCGAUCCUCAUCUAAGACAACAGAUGGACUCGCAAUCAUUACAUAUUUUCUCAGAAACAGCAUAUUGCUGUUUGAAAAAGCAGCGAGAACAACGUUUAGAUAUAAUUCAAGUUAUCAAAAAGCUUCAGAAAGCCAUGGAGCAUCAGAUUAAACAUGAAAGCGCACUGGAGGCAGAUAAAGUAGGUACACCCAUCGACUACUGGAAGGGAAAAAACUUGGAACAUCUGAAGAUCCAACUUAGUGAAAUAAUGUUGGCGACUAGGAAUUUUGCGGAAACAUACAUUAUUGGGUCGGGCGGAUAUGGUAUGGUGUACCGAGCGGAGCUUGAUCAUUAUGAUAGUAGAAAUUCUUUGUAUAUAAAAGAGGAGGACAGAGAUGUGUGGCCAAAAAAGCGUAGCGUUGUAGCUAUUAAACGCAUCCUAGAUGCAAAAGGAAAAAAAGGAUUCUAUGCAGAAAUCGAAAUACUUACUAAUUGUAAACAUCAAAACGUAAUCUCUCUUCUUGGCUUUUGCGAUGAAGAUCCUCAUAUGAUCCUUGUUUACGAGCUUGUCUCAAAUGGAAGCCUAGAUGAUUAUUUGGAAAGCACAACUAACUACAUCAACCUGACAUGGGGUCAACGUAUACAUAUAUGCCUUGAUAUUGCUCGUGGAUUGAAUUAUCUCCAUACUAAGACAAAGAACAAACCAACCAUUGUACACCGAGAUAUAAAGAGCGCGAACAUUCUAUUGGACAACAGUUGGAAUGCGAAGAUUGCUGACUUCGGGUUGUCAAAACUACACCCUAUGAAUCAAAUAAGCAGCACCUUUAAGACUAAUCAUUUAGCUGGCACAGAAGUGUAUAUGGACCCAGAGUAUAAGGAGACGGGUAAGUUGAAGAAAGAAUCAGAUAUAUACUCUUUUGGAAUAGUACUAUUUGAAAUAAUGUGUGGGAGGCUUGCAUAUGAUAAAUUUUUCUAUGGUGGCAACGACAAUGGGAUUCCAUCUGUUGCACGACGACUGUUUAAUGAGGGGAGAUUAAACGAAAUGUUAGAUCCUAACAUAAAGCAAGCAUACGGAAAUAUCUUUUUGAUAAACAGAGGACUCAAUCAAGAUUCCUUGGACAUAUUUUCAAGAAUAGCAUAUCAAUGUGUAGAAGAAACUCGAGCAAAGCGUCCAACAAUGGAAAUCGUCAUCAGUGAACUUGAAAGAGCGUUAUCCUAUGAAGAAAACCACAAGGACAAUCUCAAGAUUGCAGUUGAAGACAUCAAAUUGGCAACACAAAACUUCAACGAGAUGAAUUGUGUGGGAAGUGGAAGAUACUGGAAGGCAUACAAGGGGGAAAUUUCACAUGCUGAUGCUGAUGGACAUACAACUGUUGUUGCAAAGCGUUGGGAUACCGAGUAUGAUAAAAAACAUCAUCAAUUUUUGUCAGAACUUGGUAUUCUUUUCAAGUUUAAGCACAAGAUUAUCAUUGAGGUUGCGGGCUAUUGUGAAGAAAUGGAUGAGAGAAUUGUUGUUUAUGAGCAUAUGUCUAAAGGGAGUCUCGAUAAGUAUUUAAAUGAUGCUAGUCUUACAUGGAUGAAACGCCUAAAGAUUUGCAUCGAUGUUGCAAGGGGAUUAGAGUUUCUACAUAAUGAUGACGCUAAAAUGGGUGAGUGGGUGAUACAGAGAAUCAAAAGUGCUAACAUUCUACUAGAUGGUAAUUGGAACGCAAAAAUUGCUAAUUUUGACAUGUCCAUAACAGUUCCAUAUAGCAAGGAAACCGAUGAUGUCAUCAAUGAUGAUUAUGAAACAUUGGUUUACCUCGACCCACAGGAGAUGCUGUUUGUAUUUCCCCAUUCGGAUAUAUAUUCAUUGGGUGUGGUUUUAUUUGAGAUUUUCUGUGGAAGAUUGGCAUGGCUAAAGGAGUGUGAAGAUCACUCUCAAUCUUUAGUCCCUUUGGUUAAAUGUCGCUUUGAUGAAGGAAAACUUGAUCAGAUGGUGUUUGAGGGUAUAAAGGAACAAAUUGUACCCAAAUCAUUGACAACAUUUCAAACGAUUGCAUAUAAAUGCUUAAAUGAUGUUCCUGAAAUGCGGCCAAAGGCAUCAGAGGUGGUAAUAGAACUUGAAAAAGCAUUGGAAUUCCAGGAGGACUUCCAAAUAUGGAAAACCAAAUUGCCAAAAGAUUACAAUGAAAUACUUCAAAUGUCAAAAAUCUCGGGUAUCUACACUGCCUAUAACAACAAGGACCUUUAUGACAUGUUCAAGAAUGGAAUUCUGCUUCAACAGAACUAUGUGGCCAUACAUGAAAAUAUAGAUGAGAAGUUAAAGGGAAUCGAAGUAGUUGACAGUUCUAGCUUUGAGGUCUUGAAACAUGAAGAAAUCGAGAAGACAGAGAAAGUACAUGAAGAAUUGCAUAAGCGAUCUGAAAACUCUAACGACUCUGAAGAGGUUCCACAAAAGAGAGAAGAUGGAUGGAUGGAGGUUGUCGUGUGGAAAUUCAAUUCAACUUUGAGACUUCGAGAUGAUUUUGUUCCUGUUCAUUUGAAGAUGAUAACUUAUGAAGGAACAUUUUCUGGCCUUAUUUUAUGCGGCAUGGAGGUUCGAGCAACGUGA
Molecule: messenger RNA, 3363 nt
Organism: Erigeron canadensis
Lineage: Eukaryota; Viridiplantae; Streptophyta; Magnoliopsida; Asterales; Asteraceae
Exons: 8
Coding region: 1-3363 (1120 amino acids)
Biological process (GO): protein autophosphorylation
Cellular component (GO): plasma membrane; plasmodesma
Molecular function (GO): transmembrane receptor protein tyrosine kinase activity; ATP binding
Source: RefSeq, a predicted model, not a curated record